CAAGAUGUUGCGCUGUGUUGUUGGACACAGCGGUUUACCUGGAUAAAGUGUAGCAUUGCUGUCGGGAAUUUGAAAAAACGGGAUUAGAAAGAGGAAAAGGUUUUACUGUGAAAACAACAAACGUGGUAACCGUAAUUAGUUUUAGACUGGGGGAUGAUGCACACCACCCGCAGUCCCGUAUCCAUCCAGGUGGGUGGCGCUGGCGAGGCUCUGGACCUGAGCCUGAGCGGAUCGCAGCUGUCCAUGGGCCGCAGACCCAGCAGCGCCUCCCCAGGGAAACACUUCUGCCGCUCCGUAUCUGUGUCUGUGGCCGGUGAUGGACGCGGCAAACGUAACACGCUGUAUGACACUGGUGUUGGGAGUUCCCGUGCCGUUAAGAACCUGCGCCGAUCCAACAGCACGACGCAGGUGAACCAGCAGGCCAACAUUAGCCUCAGUGAGGAGCAAACGGAAGACUUCAUGGCUCUGUUCGACAGUAGUUCUGACGGCAGGCGAAAGCUAGCAAGCCUCACCAAGGCCCCCCCAGACCGUACCACAUGGAAUGUUCUGGACGAGCAGACGCGAGCCUUCCCCCUACCUUCCAGUGCCCGCAGCACCUGCAGUGUGGAUUCCCCUGCAGCCCUGAAAAAGAGAGAUUCUGGCGUCUCUCUGGCUGCCAACUUCACCGCUAACAACAGGAGCAAUAAAGGUGCAGUGGGUAACUCUGUGACCACCAUUCUGCACAACAACCACUCCGAGAAGCCCCUCACACCCAAGAGCUCCAAUCAGAAACCUUGUUUCAAUAACAUAAUCAAGGCUACAGUGAAUGAUGAGGGCACUCAGGAGGGUGCUUCCCUCACUAAGUCACAGAAGAACUUCUCCUCCACUUCGUCUGGCUCCAACAACAACGCGUCUGUCUCGCGUGGUCCCCACAGCCCACGGUCUGCCUGCAGACGAGAGGUCACAGAGGAGGAAGCUGAAAGGUUCAUCCAGCAGGUCAGCCACGCUGCAGUCACUAUCCAGCGCUGGUUCCGUCGGCAUGCCAACCGGAGGAGAGCCAAUGAGGCUGCCCUACGGCAGAUGCUCGCUUCCAAAAAGAAGGAAAGGGAACAGCAGCAGGAAGAAGAGAAGGUGAUGGAACCACAGAAGAAGAAAGAGGAGGACAGGAAACGUAUCAGAGAAGAGAAGGCUCGCCUGGCCCGACUGACCGCUGUCCGGGAACUGCAACAGAAGAGGGCCCAGCGUGCUGUAGCGGUGCAGAAAACAGUAGAAGAGUUGGAUGCCCCGAGGCAUGCUGGCAAGGUGGGGUGUGAAACAGUCGCCCAGAGUUUACCCACCUCCCCUAUAGCCGCCAAGGCUAAGAACACGGAUUCCACUGUGAAUUUGGUGGGCGAGCCGGAAGAUGGCACUAUGAUGAGGGCGGAGUCACCGGCAGCUUGGACGCGAAGAGGCUCGCGGUGUUCUCAGGAGAUUCUACAGAGGUCUGUAAGUGUGGAGGACCAACAGCAGGGGGCGCCAUCGAGCAGAGCUCAUUCCAAAACCACUCUCAAUGACCUGCUUGACUCCCUCAAGCUGUUGGAGGAGGAGCCAGAGGGCUUGAGGGAGACCAAGACCUACAGGAAGGAUAAGUACGCCUGGGUCGACGAGGGCGGCGCCUCCAUCUCUCUCACCACGGAUAACGUGGAACGGCACGGGCAGCUGAGCCAGACCCCUGCCCUGCCAGAUGGGGGCGCUCUGCUGUCCGAGGCCAAGCUGCAGAGCAUCAUGAGCUUCUUGGAUGAGAUGGAGAAGUCGGAGCAGGAGAGGCCGCGCUCCGUCACCUCCGGAUCACACCGAGAGGCCCUGCUCUCUGAGGAGGAGCUGGCUGGAGUUGAUCAGGCUUCAGCGACUGCUGCUGAGGUCACCGGCUCCAUGAUGAGACUUAAACUGGAGCUGGAGGAAAAAAGACGCACAGUCAGCAUGUUACAGAUUGCUCUGGCUCGGCAGAAAGAGCUUACCCUGCACCACGUGAAGGAGACGGAGAAGCAACUGACACACACCUUCCACCUGCAGAAACAGCAGUAUGAAGCCACCAUCCAAAGACACCUGGCUUUCAUAGACCAGCUGAUCGAUGAUAAGAGGGCGCUGAGCGAGCGCUGCGAGGGCGUGGUGACUGAGCUCAAACAGGUCGACCAGAAGUACACAAAGAAGAUCAACCAGAUGCAGGAGCAGCACGAGCUGGUGUGGCAAAUUCUGGGUCCAUUGUGUGAGGAGAUUAAGAAGCUGAAAGAGCUGAUGAGUGCCACCGAAAAGAUCCGCAGAGAGAAAUGGAUCGACGAGAAGACCAAAAAGAUCAAGGAGAUCACCGUCAGAGGUCUGGAGCCAGAGAUCCAGAAGCUUAUCUCCAAGCACAAGCAGGAGCUGAAGAAGUUGCGCAUGCUGCACGAGGCUGAGCUCCUGCAGGCAGAUGAGAGAGCCGCGCAGCGCUACAUCCGCCAGGCUGAGGAGCUCCGGCAGCAGUUGGAGAGAGAGCGAGAUGAAGAGUGCCAGAGAGAGAGGGAGCUCGCCAAGCAGAGGUUUGAAAAGCAGCUGCAGGAAGAAGAAAACACCCUGCAGCAACAGAGACGGCGACUGUAUAAGGAGGUGGCCGAGGAGAAAGAACAUCUCAAUCAGCUAGCUGUAAGGCAGCGUGAGGAGCUGGAGGAGUUGAGGACUCAGCUGGAGACCAACAGCUCUCUGGCCAGCCGCACGCUGAGGGAAGAAAUGGAGAAGAGCCGGGAGGAACAGGAGCGGCGCCAUCAGGUUGAAAUGAAAGCCCUGCGGGAACGCAUGGAGAUUGAGAAACGGACAUGGGAGGAAAAUUACAUGAAAAAAGAGGAUGCGUGGCUGCUAAGCAGAGAGAGAGAGCUGAAAGAAGAAGUGCGUCGGGGGCGGGACAAAGAGAUCGAGCUGGCCAUUCAGAGGCUGGAAGAAGAAACCAGCGGCGCCAGGGAAGAAUGCGAGAGAGCCGCUGAUAAUCGUGUAAAGCGUGUAAGGGAGAAGUAUGAGGCAGAGCUGCAGGAGUUUGAACGGUCGGAGCGGGCGGCGCUGGACAAGCAGCAGGAGAUGAAGAAGAGGCAGAGUGAGCUGGAGGGAGAGCUACUCCACCUGCAGACGCUCCUCAGACAGAGAGAGCAGGACAUGGCCGACGUCACCCAGAUCCGUGACAAGCUGGCGGAGGAGAGGCGGAGCCUCGCGGAGGUCAUCCGGCAGGACUUCGCCGAGCGCCUCAUCACAACCGAAGAGGAGAACCGAAGGAUGAAGGUGGAGGUGGCAGAAGUGCGCGCCCGGCUCCGCUUGGAAGUGGAGCGGCUGAGCAGGGAGAAGGAGGAGGAGCUGGCGGAGGUGCACCAGCGGGUAAAGUCAGCCGUCCUAAAGAAGGAGGAAACCGUCAACAGCUUACGAAAGCAGCACGAGGCUGCGUUGAAGAGGGCAGAUCACCUGGAAGCACUGUUGGAACAGCAGAGGAAACAGCUGUUGGGGAAAUGAUCGACCAGCGAGGAGGUGGCGAGCCUCCCUACCCCCAGUGCCCACGACGAGCCGACAGACUAGGACAGCGAGACCAUUACACCGCCACUUUUUCUCCCGGCCUUUCCCAUGGGAACAGCUGCACAGAGAGAGUGGGGGCUUUUUCAGUGCAGACUCCAUCAGAGUCGCCUUUGUGUUUCUGCCAUUCUCUUCCCCUUGGACUAGACUGUGGCCUUGUCCUUUUGCAUCCUGCCACACACGCACACGCACGCAUGCACACAAAUGGAAAAAAGCUGGAGGGGAGCAUGGGGGAGGGGCUGUUUUGAAGUACUUUUGUGCCGGAACUUGCUUUGUCCGCCUGAGCAGAGAGCUGCUGUGAGUGGGGGUGUAGAGGCCCCAUGCUGGGCGCCGAGCCCUUCAUAGUAAAGCAUUUCCAGAUGUUCCCAGAGCACAGCACUGUCGUCUCUCCCCCGCCCCCUCGCCCAUCGCAGGCUUCUGUGCAUGGUUUCUCCCCUGAAGGCAGAGAACAAAGCUGAAGAGUGACUUCACAGUUUGAUUUUUAAACUCGGUUUGUUUUAAAGGUUCUCUGCUUUAAAUAUGUGAAAGUGAUGUGUGUUAAUAACAAGUUCAAACCCUGCGCGAGUUUAAAAAGUGCUUUUCACUCCAUCAGACCCCCCGCCCGAAAGAAGGCAGCCUUCCUACUUUUGCCUCACACAGAUGCCAACCCCCCCCCCCGUGCUGAUCUAGUCUAGUACUGAACUGGGAUCAGCCCUGAGAUCUAUCACAUGCACGCUGAAGGACAUGCCCAGCCCUGCUCUGGACCUGCCUCACAGGUGUCUGUGUAGCAUUGUUUAAUAAUGACCACAGAACUACCCUAAGUAGUGUUUAGAUAAGAGAAGAUUCUGGAAGCUUUGGAAUGUUGAUCGAGAUGAAGGGAAACCUCAACUGUGUUUUGAGCAAGUCCACAGAUAGAUCGGGUUUAUAGCAGAAUGCAGCUCCCAGCGUACUGGGGACCCACAGCAUGUGAGGGAGAGAAGGCUACAGCAUGUACAGAGAGGAGAGAGGGAACAAAGCCAUAAUUAGAGGGGUUUGGCGAUCCAGACAGGCAUACCACAGCAGGGCAGGUUUGCAUGUGUUCAGGCCAAUGCUCUCGGCACGCAGUGUGCAUGUCUCGGACAGCCCGGAGAGCAUGAGCGGCAGGAUGUGGUAAAGUGCCCAGAGGGCAGAGCAGGAGAGGGGGCCCUCAAACGCUCAGUGCCCUCCUCUCGUGCCCCUCCUCAAUCUCGCGCGCUCUCUCUCUCUCACACGCGCACACACACACUCUCUUUUUCCCAUUCUCGCUCCUCAUUCGCCAGUCCUACACUGGUCGAUCCAGUGAAACGUCCUUUCUCAAGUUUGGCUGUUUUGUGUGGAAUGUACUUUGAUUUGCCUUCUUGAUUCGAACCCUUUCUCUGCCUCUGAAAGGGCCCAGUGAGUCUGAAGAGCUAUGCUCAUUUGGGCUUGCACCACUUACGAACGGGAGCAGCAGAAUUUUGUUUCAGCUUGGAAACCCUCCCCUGCUCCUGAAAGACCAUACGGCUGGUGGCUGAGGAGGAAAAACCCCAUCGCAUUUUACUGGUGGAACGUACGGGCUAGAUGUUGGCCCAGGUGGUGGGACAAGUUUAUGUCACAGGCCAGUGAAAUAUAUAAGUUUUAAUCCACACUUUGUUUAGCUUUGAUAUUUAUUGAUCUUGUAGUAAAUGCCUUUAUUAGAAAGGCUGACUGACUCCACUCGCUUCUAUAUGGGUGAGCAGCUCGGUCAUGUAUGUGCGUAAGCGAAGCCAUAGCCGGUUCUGUGCCAUGUCUUUUAUGAAAAGCCCCGUGUCUGGCCUUUUGAAAACUGUACAGUUAUUACUGAUCACUCGUACCAUUCUUGGAUGGGUUUUAGUCAGAUUGUUCUGAUGUGUGCUAGGUGAUGAAUAAUGAUCUGGUGAGAAACGUCUGGGUGAGUGGCGGGGGUUCUACUACUACUACUACCACCACCACCACCACCAUCAUCACCCGCCAUUACUGUUCAGAGUGAGAGGAAAGCAUCCCUUUCCUAUGAAAAUGGUUUAAUCUAGCAGUGCACUGUCCUCCUACCCAUUACACGGUUCACUCACGAGAGACAGGCCUCUGUUAGUGUUAGCAUUAGCCUUAGCCUAGGCCAGAGCUAGUGUACUGGCACCAGCAUGGAUACUGAGAUCUAUUUCAGUCAUAGUUUUUAGGGGUGAGGACUCCAUAAUUCCGCCGAUAAGCAAUUUAUAAGGGAACACUAAUGAAGUGUGUGUUUGCGUGCAUUUGUGCGUGCAAGUAUGUACGCUCCAGAUUAAAAGAGCAUGUCAUUUGAACCCCAGUGAAAGGUUCAUGUAUAAUGCCAAUUAGAGAAAUGUUUCAAACAGUAGGCCCAGAGGUGAGAGCUGAGCGCAGGCAGCUCAAGUGGGUCUCAGCCUUGGUGCCAGUGUGGGUGGAAGCAUGGCUGGCGUUGCUGGCGCAUGCACGUACCACUCAUGCCAAUGAGUCCUUGUGUUCUCACCCAAUCGCCACUUGCCUUUCGUUUCUUUUUCACUGUUCAAUGACCAAAGUCAUUUAAAUUGUUUUCUUUCCAUGUCUAAAGAUCUGAAUUUUGUCUCUUGGUCAUCGUCAUUAUAAAUUGUGCAUAAUCUGUUUUGACAUGUCAUUUCUUGUAGCUACUGCCUUGGUUCCCAAUUAUUAUAUUGUGAAUGUAGUUGUUUUGGCCAUCAUGAUUAUGGUGAUUUUGAAACUGUGAAAUAAAACUCCUUUGACUUGG
Electrophorus electricus (electric eel) is the source of this 6274-nucleotide messenger RNA. RefSeq names its product centrosomal protein 131 (gene cep131). Gene Ontology annotation, cellular component: centriolar satellite. NCBI's taxonomy places the organism in Eukaryota, Metazoa, Chordata, Actinopteri, Gymnotiformes, Gymnotidae. Gene Ontology annotation, biological process: regulation of centrosome duplication; intraciliary transport involved in cilium assembly; cilium assembly. The record is from RefSeq and is a predicted model, not a curated record.